AUCAAUUCAUUCAAAAUGGCGUGUAUUUCAUGGUGAUUGCUGCAAAUGCAUUCUGUACAAAGGAAGUUAAACUUUCCCGACUAUUUCUUGUUAAGUGACGAAACCGGCGAUUGCGGUCAGUGUUAUCAUUAUGCCAAGAUAUGGUGCCAAGACUUACAGCCGUACAUUACGUGCAGGCACAUCUGCCAAUAAACAAUUUGACGAUCUUUUCACUGACUCUAACGCCCGUCGACGACCGGUGACACGCUCUUCUCCCACGAAAGCAUCGCCCACCAAAACCUCCCCAAUGAAAUCCCACAAUGCAGUGGUGAAACAGACAGCCCCUGGGAACGCAGUACGGUCUACACGGAACUCUGAGAUGGAUACCCUCGGCAGUCCUAAGAGACGGCGAAUGGAUAGUGGAAGCGACGACCCAUUUAGUUUUAGUAGUGACGAUGAUGCAUCACGCUCCCCUAUUAAGAGGAGUGAUGCACGGACAGUCACCACAUCCCCCAACAAAUUCUCUGGACUUGAGAGUCAGCCGGCAAUGAGACAAACGAGGGCAAGCAGUGCCCAGGCACUAGCCGACAGCAAGAUACAAACCCGAUCCUCUGGAAAUACCAAGCCGAUAGCACUGGGGGACCGAACGAAAAAGCAAGCAUCCAUCAUGCGGUAUGCUAAGAAGCUCUCCCACAACGAGUCUGAUCGCUCAGCUCCAUACAAAGCGACCUCAGCCCUGUCCAAUUCCAAUGAUGCAGUGAGAACGAUAGUGGCUGCACCCUCUAACAGCCGCUCAAAUGCUGACAAGCCACACCCGAAGUCCGCAUCCACGAACUCUGUGGAGUCUCUCUCUCAGGUCAGCAAUUCCUCAGAGUCGAGCAGUGCCCUCUAUAGUCUAAACAGCACACCAAACUCAGGCAGACUAUCUCCCUCACAAGUCCUGAAUUCCGUCAUUACCCGGGCCAGCUCCAGUGAAGAUGAUGCCGUUAUGCUCCUUUCUGAUGGAGAUGGCACCCAAUCAGUCAUAUCAAUCUCAGACCCCCAGUUGAGUUCUACGACCAAUCAGACUUCAAGCAAACCUUCCAAUCCCUUGCAAGCACCCUCGCAGAAAACCAUACCCCCCAAGCCUCAACAGGCAAGUUUACCAUCUGUCACAGUCUCGGCCAAAGACGAAUUUGACUUCACAGAUAGCGGGGAGUCAGAUGCCGAAGACAACCCAGAUACGUCCAAUGCAAUCACUGACUUCAAGGACAACAUGGCUAAGAAAAUUUUCAAUAGCCCCAAAAAGUCACCUGCUAAAGCUCGCUACAAUGCUCGGUCCUGGAACACACCCAGCAGCCCUGAGGAACCAGAGGAAAAGAGUGUAAUGAAAAAGCCUAAAUCACAGCCAUCCCUGAGAAAAUAUCAGUCAGAUCCUUCCAGUCGGGCAUCGACUAGUGGCUACAGCAGUCGUGGUGCUAGACCAGAGGUCAAAGGUGGUGUCAAGGGGCUCACCAGGCAGGUUACCUAUCCGACCAAGGUGAACCAUUCCAUUGUGACCUCGUUGAAGUGUGACAAACAGGAGAAAGGGCUCUAUACCGUUGUACAGCAUGUCAAGCAAGCCACUCAGUGUCAGGAGUCAGGAGAGAGCCAACAGUAUGCGGACGACAUUGAAUAUCUCCGAGACGGCUUGGACCCGAUGGUUUCCACAUCCACGCGCUGCCUCAGUACUCUCAGCUUAGUUGAGAAGUGUGCGGUGCCUGCAUUCCGUCUUCACCUGCGUGCUCAUGGGACCAUUAGUAAGCUGUUUGCUGCCCUCAGGGAUGCAGACCACUUUCCAAGCCUCGCUUUAUGCACUGCCGGCCUGAUGUACAUGUUGAGUCGCGACCGUCUCAACAUGGACUUGGACCGGGACAGCCUGGGUCUGCUUGUCCGGCUGCUGAGCGUGGAAUCCGAGAUGUCCCAAGACGAUUGGUCAGAGAUCAAGAAGCAAGACUAUGAUCGCACCAAGGAGAAGUUGAGAAGCAUACUGCAAGAGGUUCCUAGCACCUGCACCAUGGCCAAAGACUUGGAUCUGGAUGGCUUGUCAAGUGAAUAUUUGGCCAUGGAGUCUCUACUGUCGUUGACAUCCCGCCGAGCCGGUGAAUGGUUUAAAGAAGAGCUACGUCAGUUUGGAGGCCUGGAACACAUUGCAGACACAGUGAUCAGCUUAGGGGAGAAGCUCGCAGCCUUGACCCCAGGCUCUGACCCGGCCAACUUGGAGCUAAUUAAUCGACUCAGCUGGUGUCUGCGCGUCCUGGAGAACGUCACAUUUCUGAACACAGAGAACCAGCAAUAUCUCUUGGAGCUGAAUGACUGUAGUUUGGUCAAGGCCUUUGCAAGUAUGCUCCCGUUAUGUGCUCAGCGCGUCGAGUGUUGCCGAGACCAAGAAAGAACGUUACGCGUAGGUAAAGAGAAGACGCCAGGCGGUAGAAUGAGGCAGUGCCUGCUGGCAUUGUUGCGAGUUCUUCUGAACAUCACCCACGAUAAUGAAUGGGGAAGUAUGAAGGUUGGUGAGCAGUCAGGUCUGAUCAGCAAUACCUUGGUCUGUGUGCUGAAGGUGGCUCAGCAUAUCGCCCAUGACCAACGCUUCGAUCUCCUGGUGCUGAGUCUUGGGGUUCUGAUCAACCUGGUGGAACAUUGCCCGGGCAAUGCUAAGAUUCUGACGAACACCAUGACCAGUUACUCCUAUGAUGCUCAGAUGGAUGACAGCGGCAAGUUCACAACCAGUGGGGAAGUAUGCUCACUUGAAGCACUCACUCAGCUGUUCAUGCAGCGGUAUCGUGCAGCAUCUCGUGCUGAGCGGGAGCCAGAGCCCGGCGAAGAACAACACGAGGAUGAGAACGAGGAUUACAGUGAGGCACAAGCCGGCUUGGAGUGGUUAGAGAUUGAAACCUCAGGGACCGGAGGACCUAAUGACCUCACUGAGGAAGAGAUCAAACGUUCUGUCAGUAAAGUUCUGCAUACUGCAGGGAAGCAUAUGGAAGACAGCAUAGUGGCGUCCUACACAGCGUUACUCAUUGGAUGUCUGGUUAAGGAUAACCACAUGAAUGUAACUCGCGUCCGUAGUUUCCUACCCGAGGGUGACUUCAACUGCAUGGUUCAAAUGCUACAGAAGUUCCUGUCGUUCAUUGAAUUGACGAAUGCGGCGGGCAACACAGGCAAUAAAUCUAUAUCCAAGAUCAUUGAGGUACUAGAUCACCUUUAGCCAAGUGGUACAGUCCACUAGAAUGUACAAUUGAAUUACGGAUUCUUCUACUGAUCAAAGACGGUAGGGAUGUAGUAUAAAUUGGGGAAUAUGGCUUUGGAACAGGUGAACCUGCCUUUGUGGAAUAAUCCCUGAGUUGCUUUGUACAAUAUUCACGGCAUGGUUGUAUGUUCAUUGGAAUUCAACUAUGUUAAAGCAAUUAAGCAGUGAGGGGUGUUUGUAAGGAGUAGCGGUGCAUGAUGGGAAGUCAUUGUGAGAACUCAGAGCUUGCUGUAGCUAUUGGUAAUGUACAAGUCUAUGGCAAAUGGCUGUAGCCGCUAGCCACUCACUUCUAUAGGUGACAGUUGUUUGCAGCCAUAGCCAUACCAUGUGUAUGCAGCCUUUUGUAUUGCUUAUGCAGGUGAUCACCUUGUCAAGAUCUGUGUUGUAUUUGAAUUUUGGUGUGCUCUGUUGAAACUUCACGGUGCAUAUCCUCCAAAAGAGGGCGCUGUCACAUUGACGUCAUUCCACAAAUGGCACAAACAUCCAGCAUUGCUUUCAAAUUUUUUUCCUGUGAUCCAUGGCCUUACUUUGGCCACAUUGGCUGGACUGAGCUUACCUCUUUAACGUAGUGGAUUGACCCGGGCCAGCAUUCCCUGUAAUGAAUCUACGGAUUCUGCCAUUAGCAAAGCAGGGGUUGUAAAGCCUCACUGGCAGAUAGAUUGCUCCAUGAUGUGUAAUGCCUCCAAAAGGGUUGAAUUCUUUCUUUUAGGUGAGCUGUCUAUUUUUGUAAAUUUGCUUGAAUGUGGAUAAUUUAAACGGACGUUUAUCAUUCAUUGUACAUGUAUAUAUUAAUGAUAGUAUUAUGCGCAUAUUUUAUGAGCACUUUCAUUUUGUUUCAUGUCUUGAACUGAUUAACCUAAGGGAGAAAAUUUGUAAACAUGAGUCACUUAAACAAAUUUCAGUAUAAGAUUCUUUCUUGAUGUGAGUAUUUUUCAGUUUAUUUACGUUUGAUGGGACAGACUUUUGUCAGGUGUUUAUUAAGGGGUCUUGGGUAGAAUGUGGGAAACUCAUCAAAAUUAAACUACUCACUGGUGGAAGGUUUGCAGUUUCUUGGAGAUUAAGUUUGUGCCGUUGGUUGCAAGUCAAUUUAUAUGUGUUUUUGAAGGUACGUUGUUUUGACUUACAAUUAUGCUCACUUUGACCUUGAAUGCUUUUGUAACUUCUUUAUUGUACAGCUUCAUUGUGAUUUGAAAUAAUAGACUGGUCGAUUACCAAAUAAUUGCAGUUGUGGGUUUAACUUGUUAUGCUGAGUAAUUCAAAAUUUCUUUGUAAACAGGCCUUUUCCUUCCAUUUUCAGAAACAAUAGCAUACUGUAUUUUCCCCCCAGAAGUAUGAUUAUUUGUUUUUCAGCAACACAGAUAGCAGUUGUUUUAAAAUGCAGAUUUGUACUGGUCUCUUAUCCUGGCCAAGAUGUUUAUUAUAUUCAGUCACUUUUUCCCCAUAAAAAUUAAGAUUGAGUAUUUGGAAAUAUUGUCAAAACAUUUGUCAUAAAUGUUUAUAAGAUUUCCAUGGUUUAAUUUCCAAACAGAAUUUAAAAUCAGGGAAGAUAAUUUCUAAUAAUGUUCUUUUGAUGGAAAAAGCAUCAGUUUUGUCAUUGUGAUUUUCAAAAAUUGCAUAUUGGAAAAAUGUAUUGAUCAAAAAAUAAAGGGGGUCACUCUAUUUAUUAUCAAAUAUUUGCUCUGUCGUUUACUGGCCUUUUCAAAUCCCGUUUUGUAUAAACCAAAGUUUCCUCAGUUUAGCUGUUGAUUUUUUUCUUUUCUUGCAGGAAAGCUCAGAAUUUUUGGACAAUGCCUGUCAUAAUCGUGUUUCUCAGUGUAACAACUUUAUUUUCAUUUUUUUCUUUUGAGAAUUAAUUUCUGACAGGGCUAUAUAGGUAGUGAGGUUUAGGGUUGAACUGUUUUUAGAUUUUCGCAAAGCUAUGAAUUUUGAGGAAGAAAGUAUCAGUGAUGUAAUUGUUAAUGUAUAGAAAAACCUUGUAAAUGUAACUUUGGAGAGGUACAAAGAAAAUUCCAGACGAAUAAAGAAACAUAAUUCUAGGAGUUCCAAAUAAUUAGUUUGAUUUGUUAU
This is a messenger RNA of Acanthaster planci (crown-of-thorns starfish), 5314 nucleotides long. It is a transcript of the gene wapl, whose product is annotated as WAPL cohesin release factor. The record is from RefSeq and is a predicted model, not a curated record. Lineage: Eukaryota; Metazoa; Echinodermata; Asteroidea; Valvatida; Acanthasteridae.